UGACGCUGAAGUUGAACUUUAAAGGGGGAGUUUUCUUCCUCGCCCUCCCAAACUUGUCAUGCUAGCUUGCUGUGGGCAGAAGGCAUGAACAGUGGCAGUGUGACGGCACCCACGCGAGUCAGAAGGGCUGAGUGCUGCCGUGCAGAGGGAACCAUCCUGGACCCCAGCUGCAUGCAUCCUCCACUUAUCGGCUGAGCGAGCCAGGUGUUGUUUGAGGUCGUACGUGCUGAAAGGUCCCGCACCUGAAAGAUGACUCAAUCUGUGCAAGUUAACACAAAGUUGUCCGAUUUGGGCUCUCCAUUCAUCUACUCCAGUCAGGAGGAAGCUAACCAGCCGCCGUCCUACUCUGUCCAAACACCAUAUGGUUUCCAGCUUGAUCUGGACUUCCUCAAAUAUGUGGAAGAGAUAGAAAGUGGGCAUAACAUUCGCAGAGCAGCUGUCACAUCUCGUCGUUCUGGACGGGGGCUCAAGAUCUCUCAGAGAUGUCCUACUGCGGGGGGGCGCACCAGUGGUUGGACAUCCACAGAGUCGCUCUCCUCCCCUGCUAGUGAGGAUGGCAGGGCCCCUCCCCUUCCGCCACCACGGAACCGCCUUGGCUCAGCACCCUGUGAAAUGCUCUCACUGUCCCCUGUGACCCUUCUCAAUGUCCCUCCAUUGUCUGCCGGCGGCAAAAUACCACCUCCACCCCCGCAACGCAACCCCAGAGUUGAGCGGACUCUCUUGGAAACCAGCCGGAGAUUACAGCAGGAGCAGAGCCACCAUCAUCAGAAUGGUGGACGAUUCCAACUGGCAGAUCCCCCCAAGCAGCUGUCCAAGGCUGCAUCAACUCAACCUCUGCAAAGUAUCUGGACCAAACCCAGUCCUCAAACAUCCGGGCGCAACACUCCAGCUACUGGCACUGCAGUGACCGUCCCACCCAGCCAGCUGCAGACUGUGAGAGAGCAGAUGGCUACAGCCUUGAAGCAACUGAAGGAGAUGGAGGAACGAGUAAAAGGUGUCCCGGCGCUAGAAAAAGAGGUAGCAGAACUUCGUGCCGAGAAAGACAUGCUGUUAAUGCGCUUCAGGAGAAGAAAGCAGUCAAGGGUGUGACCCAACAACCACAAAACAGGCAGUGGAAACCUCUACCCAGACCACAGCGAUCCCCAGUCCAACUCCAUUAUCCAAAGUCGAUUAGGCUCCCCAACCUCACCUGGUCACAAAGGCCAUGGGAAAUCUGAAGAGCUGAAAAAACUGGCUGAGAAAUUUGAAGGGAAGGACGGUCGAGCAGCCGAACUUUCAUCCAAAGUUGCAUUGAAGCUUCCAGGCAAAGUGUCUGUUGAGAAGAAAUCUGUAGCUGUAGGAGAUGAUCAGCCAAUGGACUCUGUUGUUUUCUAUUUCAGCCACGGUGUCAAAGAUGCUCUGAGGGAACCGAGGUCCCUGUUUGUGAGGGGCACGGGUACUGAAAACCCUGAGGUGCGUGCGGAAGGAACACAAGCCAGAGCCGAGACAAAGGAGGCCGAGGUUUGGGUAAUAGAGUCAUUACUUGGGCUGACUUCGAGACGCAACGCGAGAUGGGACACCUUACAGGACACUAUUAAGUUCCAGCAGGAGUCUAUAACUGACCUAGAGAACCAGCUGAGCCUUGCCGGCACUGACUUGGGAAUUUUCAGAGCCCAGGUUGAGCAAAUGACGUGCAAAGUCACCUUUGAGAAAGGGGUUCUUGCCAAACCGGACUUGAAGGAUGCCAAGAAUGAGACUGCAUCUCCUACCAUAAAGGAUGCUGCAGUUUUGUGCUGUCCAGACAUGAUGGAUGCAUGUAGAGACAGCUUACAAGCACACCUGACCGAACAAGGUGCCCAAAACUGAUGCUAUAAUCCCACCGAAGAACCAGUGCCAGUUGUCAUGGUCAGCACUGGUUGCCAGUAUGAAAAUGUGUUUGGAAAGAUGGAAGAACAGAAAGUUAAUGUGCCAAAGAAGAGACACACCAUGACUGAUUAUAAGGUCUUAUCAGAGGAGAUUGUUAGUAUGUCUGAGGAGAAGGAGAACGACCAGGGUGACGUAACGACACCCUGCAACAUCAAGACAGAUACAGGUAUGCUGAAAUCAAUCAUGAAGAGGAAAGAUGGCAACGGCUCAGGUGAAAAUCGCACAGCGGGCAAGAAGAGCUUGCAGUUUGUUGGUAUUCUAAACGGAGGGUAUGAAUCCACAUCUAGUGAAGAGGAAGAUGAGGGAAGCACCUCUGAAGAAAGUGGAGAAGGGGACUGCCUAGACAGCACGGAGGAGGAAGUGGAUGCGCAGGAAGAAACAUCAGAGGAGGAACGAAACAUCAACCUGGAUGAGAGCGACACGGAUGAAGAAACCCUGAGAGCAUCCAAUUUGUCAUUUGAUGACGUGAAAGAGAAGUUUGAGCUGAGCUCCAAAAUGCGUGAAGCUUGCAUCAUUCUGAAGAACCACCUCAAUGACGACAUUCAGACACUGAAGAGUAAGGAAGUGCUCGCCAGUACUCACACGGUCCAGCUGGAGUGGUUCCGCAUCUCCAGCGCCAAGACGGCUCAGCCUCUGCGAGUCUCCGACUACCUGAUGGCGUUCCUGGAGGUCUCUUCGCUGCUGUUGGAGCACGUGGUGAACAUGACAGACGGCAACGGCAACACCGCUCUUCACUACAGUGUCUCACACUCCAACUUUGGUGUGGUGGACCUGCUACUGGACACAGACAUGUGUAGCGUGGAUAAGCAGAACAAGGCGGGCUACACGGCCAUCAUGCUGGCCGCUCUGUCGACUGUGAAGGAGGACGACGACAUGUCUGUGGUCAAGAAGCUCUUCAGUAAGGGCAACGUCAACGCCAAGGCCAGCCAGGCCGGCCAGACAGCGCUGAUGCUCGCUGUGAGUCACGGCCGUCAGGGGAUGGUGGAGGCGCUCCUGGAGUGCGGCGCCGAUGUUAACGUGCAGGACGACGAAGGCUCUACGGCGCUGAUGUGCGCCAGCGAGCACGGCCGAGCUGAGAUUGUCAAACUCCUCUUGGAGCAGCCUGGUUGCGACAUCUCCAUCGUUGAUAAUGACGGCAGCAAUGCGCUGUCCAUCGCACUGGAGGCGUCUCACAAUGACACUGCUGUUCUGCUCUACGCCCAUAUGAACUAUGCAAAACCUCAAGGUGCUAUGGGGAGUCCAACGGCUCAGCGGAGUCCACCCAGCACCCACAAGUCCUGGCCUGCAGAGUGACGUGACCCCACUACAACAGCAUACAAUAAUAACUGGAUCUGGGCUGUGAUAAGCUCCACUGGAUUUUCCCUAAAUAUAAAAUGUAUUUAUAUAUUGUAAUAUGUCCUGCAUUCAAAGUAUUGUUAAUAUGAGAAUAUUAUUUUUCCAUAGAGAGUAUUCAGGUUGUUUAUGUCCUUGACUAAUGAACUUCUGCUUUGACUGUAAAUGGAGCUUACGUGUUAUUUGCACCCCACUAACAUUGUAUACUGAAACUAUAUAUUCUACUCUAAUAAUAAUUGUCAUUAUGUAUCCAAAUAUUAAGUUAUUAUAUUCAGUGCCCAUUUCAACUGAAACAGAAAUUCCCUCAGAAAUGACACGAAUGCCUAAGAAAACAUGAGCCUAUCGUAGCAAUUUCCAGAUAAAAUAAAGACUAUGUUGCUGGCCAAUAGAAAAAAAAUUUAAAAAGGCAUAUUUGCUUUUAUCUAUAAUACAAAGAAAAUGUUUUUGUUUUAACACUUUUGUAACCUUAAGAUUGACUACCACACUUACUACUCUUAGGGUCCAAAAGCUCAAAACAUUGAUAUAUUUUUUACUUUUAAACUUUGAAAUAUUUUAAUUACUUCAUAUCAAUCUAUUGACAUAGGGUUUUUUAGGUUUUAUAGCCUUUUUGUCAAAAAUAUUUUUUUAUGUAAUGGUAAUGUGUGAAAUAUGCAAUAUUUAAAAAAAUUGCAGAGUGGAAUAUUUUAGGUUUGGCAAUUACAGCCUUGAAUAGGUCAAUGACUCAUGACAUUGAUUUUGAUACAGUAGACAAAAAAGAAGAAUAUUUGCACAGUGCCUCAUGAGCUAGAUAGGAGCGAGAAGUCUGAGUUUAUUAAGUUCACACAAGUCUUUUAUAACUGUCCAAUAUAAUUUAUCGCAUUUCAGCGGUUUAAUGGCAGUUAACUCAUUUACGCUAAUCAAAUCUCUGAGAAUUAUGCUCAUGGUUUUCUGACGCAAUGACACCAAAACACAAUUUUACGGUUUUAUAAUAGUUGAGAAUGAGAUUAAUUUGGUUUUCAUGAAAAAAGCUUAAAUGAUAUACCAGAAUUAGUCUGUUACAAAAUAUCAAUUAUAAUGGGAGUCUAUGGGGCUGAAAGAGUUCUUCAGAGAAAGUGUGUAUACUUUGUUUGUAUCCUGUUCUAACUACAUUGCUAUCAAAAACAAUGCAAUUAUAUUAAAACACGUGGAUAACUCCCUGGCUAAUUUCAGACAGUUAACCUAAUUGAACAAGCACAUCACAUAAGGAACACAUGUAAUGUGCGUCUUGGGCCUGAGAGGUCCCCAACUGACUGACAAUGUUUAGUAAAUGUGGAGGCGACGCCAUUGCAUGUCCCCAAAGGGUUGAACAUUUUGAAGUCAGGCUUCUAUUUACGCUGCUGUGGAUGUUUGAACAAGCAAGACAUAUAUACAAAAUAUAUUUUUGCAAUAAUUUGUGUCAUUGCAUACUGUCCAGCAUAGACUUGGAUUUCUUUAGUUCCACAUUUUACAUACGAUUUGAGGUUUUUGCUUACAUUUUACGAGUUGCAAAGCUGCACAAUUGUCAUUUCUAAUGUGAUUUUUUUUCAAAGUAAGCUACAUUUACUCAAGUCCUCACAUCAUGUUCUAAUGUCUAAUGAGAUGCAGAUAAUAUUUUUCGAAGUGUGCUUCCAUAAACUCUACUCUGUUAAAAUGAUGACUUGUGUUGACUAAGCGAGUCUAACAAUCCUCUUCCCCAGCAGGCACAAGACAUUGAUACAAUGUUGAUUAUACGUGUUUUUUUAAAACUGACUUCUGAACAAUGUUGCAAAAUAGUUGUAUUUUUAAAUUGAGACAACGUUGAUGUCUAUUGUUGCAUCCACGUUGUUGGUUGGGAUAUGACAAAAUUUCAAUGGUCAAAUCUUAAGUCAGAACCCAACAUUGAUUAAACGCCGUCAAAAAGCAUGUUGUUCCAAAGUUAAGUUUGAGUUGCUAAACAUCAGGACCUAAUUCAACAAGUUCUCAACGUUGUUUUAAUGUCUUGUGCUUGCUGGGUUUAUCCUGCCUUAAUCACCUUCACUGUUUGCACUAACCAUCUAAUAAAACAUACCAAUAAACAGCAGAUUACUGAUUUCUGUUUUAAAAAACCCAAAACAUUCUGCAAAUUGUUUC
Entelurus aequoreus (snake pipefish) is the source of this 5343-nucleotide messenger RNA. RefSeq names its product KN motif and ankyrin repeat domains 3 (gene kank3). Gene Ontology annotation, biological process: negative regulation of actin filament polymerization. Lineage: Eukaryota; Metazoa; Chordata; Actinopteri; Syngnathiformes; Syngnathidae. Gene Ontology annotation, cellular component: cytoplasm; cytoskeleton. Gene Ontology annotation, molecular function: protein binding. The record is from RefSeq and is a predicted model, not a curated record.